Ostrinia furnacalis (Asian corn borer) is the source of this 1998-nucleotide messenger RNA. RefSeq names its product sorting nexin 33-like protein SH3PX1 (gene SH3PX1). Gene Ontology annotation, biological process: mitotic cell cycle; protein transport; plasma membrane tubulation. Gene Ontology annotation, cellular component: cytoplasmic vesicle; plasma membrane. Gene Ontology annotation, molecular function: phosphatidylinositol binding; protein binding. NCBI's taxonomy places the organism in Eukaryota, Metazoa, Arthropoda, Insecta, Lepidoptera, Crambidae. The transcript is spliced from 2 exons. The record is from RefSeq and is a predicted model, not a curated record. Bases 170 to 1843 code for a protein of 557 amino acids.
CCCAAUAAAAAUAUUUUAGCACCAGUGACAACGAGUUAAUUGUACAAUGAAAACAAGUUUCCGACUUCCGAGCAUCUGUCAUCAUCAUCUGUCAUUGAUGACUGUACAAUCAAUCAGUAUCCGCCUUUGUUUUAAUUAAUAAACUGUGAAAAAAGUAACAGGGUCUGCGAUGACGGCCCAAGUGCAAGCCUUGUAUGACUUCACGGGUGAGCCCGGCACCACGGAGAUGUCAAUCACCACUGGUGAAGUACUGACACUGUUGAAUACUGAGAUCGGUGAAGGUUGGUGGGAGGGAAGGAAUGCAAGAGGAGAAACUGGAUUAUUCCCUGCGGCAUACGUAAGAAAGCUUACCCCGGAAGAUGCAGUACAUGGUAAAGCAGCACCAGCAGCUCCUAGAUAUGACCAAGCAGCUGACGACUGGGGCGAUCAACAGUACAGUGCCGGUGACAACAACUACCAGCGAGCAGCGUCUCACGACGACGGCUGGGAUGAUGAUUGGGAUGACGACACAUAUUCUGAAAUUGGCCCCGCACAACAGAAAGCUCAACAAGCCCAACAAGCACCCAUGACUCCUCUGCCUGGGAUGCCAAUAAGUGAAUACAAUCACCAAAUCAGUGAUGACACCACAUCCAACUUUGGAUCAACAGUAGGGACAGUGAGAAAAAACAAAUUCGCUCCUUCUUCAAAAGUGAGUGGAGAGAGUUACCUGCUGGGCACAUUGAAUGUUGAAGUACCUGAUUCUGAAAAAGUUUACAUAAUUCAAGAUGAAGACGGAUACAUAUGGUCACCUAUACCACAACCAUUUUCUGUAACAGUGGCAUCCCCAAAGAAAGAAUCUAAAUUCAAAGGAAUCAAGAGCUUCAUAGCAUACCAGUUGACACCAUCUUUUAACAAUAUACAAGUGUCUAGAAGAUACAAGCACUUUGACUGGUUACAUGAAAGAUUGCAAGAAAAGUUCACUCUUAUUCCAAUCCCACCUUUGCCAGAUAAACAAAUUUCUGGCCGUUACGAUGAGCAGCUCAUAGAACGUCGAAGAGUUCAACUGCAAGAAUUUGUUGAUUGGAUGUGCAGACACCCAGUUCUUUCUAAAAGUGAAGUCUGGCAACACUUUCUUACAUGCACUGAUGAAAAGAGAUGGAAGGCAGGUAAGAGGCAAGCUGAAAGGGAUGCCCUGUUAGGCCUCAAUUAUUGUAUAUCACUAGUUGUACCUGAAAAAGCUUUAUUACAAUCACAAGUGGACCACAUCACAGAACAGUGCCACACAUUCGUCAGUAGUAUGGACACUUCAGUGAAAUCAGUGUCCAGUAUGUGUCUCGCACAAACUAAGAGGUUCCAAGGCCCAUACAAAACUGACUGCCAGAAAGUUGGUGAAGCCUUCUACAACCUAGGAAAUGCUCUCAGUUUAGAUGAAGGCUCUAUAGUCUCGACAUCUAAAUUAACUUCGGCCAUAAAGCUGACUGGAGGAGCUUAUAUUGAGAUUGGACGAAUGUAUGACGAACAACCGAAAUACGACUGGGAGCCUUUGGGUGACAAAUUCCAUUUAUACAAAGGCAUUGUUGGUAGCUUCCCUGAUGUUCUAGCAAAUCAUAAAGGAGCCGUUCAAAAGAAACGAGAAUGUGAACGGUUAACAGCUGAACACAAGAUGGAAGUAGCUCAGCUGAAUGAGGUGUUGCGAAGAACCGAUGUUAUUUCUUAUGCUCUUCUUGCCGAAAUAAACCACUUUAAGGCUGAAAGAACUACUGAUAUAAAGGCGACUAUGCAAAAAUUCCUAAGGCAGCAAAUCAAUUUCUACAAGAAAAUUGUUGAUAAAUUGGAAACAACUCUUCGACAAUAUGAUGAGUAGUUAAAUUGCUACUAAUAACUAAAGCAAGCAGUAAAUUGAAAAUAUUUCGAAAACAAUGUAAACGGCCUUGAAUUUUCUUAGUUACAUCUGUAUUCUAAAUUAUUGUGUAAAAUUACUAUGUAUUCAUUUUGUAUGUUUACAUAACUAGAAUCCAA